GAAAGCACCAUGUCAGAAAUCCAGGCCAGUCUUUUAUUGAGGAAGCAAUUGAAAGAACUAUCUAGGAAUCCAGUGGAUGGAUUCUCAGCAGGACUUGUGGACGAUUCAAAUAUUUUUGAGUGGAGUGUAGCAAUAAUUGGUCCCCCAGAUACGUUGUAUGAAGGAGGAUUUUUUAAUGCCAUCAUGAGUUUUCCACCAGACUACCCAAACAAUCCUCCAUCAGUGAAGUUUACAUCAGAAAUGUGGCACUCGAAUGUUUAUCCAGAUGGACGUGUUUGCAUAUCUAUUCUUCAUGCACCAGGAGAUGAUCCAAAUGCUUACGAACAUGCUAGUCAAAGAUGGUCACCUGUGCACACUGUGGAAACUAUUCUGUUGAGUAUUAUAUCAAUGUUAUCUAGUCCCAAUCAUGAAUCACCUGCAAACGUUGAUGCAGCCAAAGAGUGGAGAGAUCAAAGAGGUCAAUUCAAGAAGAAAGUCGGCAGGAUUGUUAGGCUGUCCCAAGAAAUGUGA
Molecule: messenger RNA, 510 nt
Organism: Cryptomeria japonica (Japanese cedar)
Lineage: Eukaryota; Viridiplantae; Streptophyta; Pinopsida; Cupressales; Cupressaceae
Product: ubiquitin-conjugating enzyme E2 7-like
Exons: 1
Coding region: 10-510 (166 amino acids)
Biological process (GO): ubiquitin-dependent protein catabolic process; protein polyubiquitination
Molecular function (GO): ubiquitin conjugating enzyme activity
Source: RefSeq, a predicted model, not a curated record